UUAUUUUCUUCGAGCGCUGCAGCAUUAGUAGCUCGUAUUGUAACGCAUCCUGUGGACACGAUUAAAACAAGACUGCAGAUCAUAAACACAACAACAAAGAUGCCUUCUAUUUUCAAUGUUGCCUUCCCACUAACCACACUUUAUCGAGGAUUACCUGUGUCCAUGCUAUUCUCGGUACCUGCACUAUCAGUAUAUCUAUCUUGCUAUGAGUGGUCAAAACAGACACUAAAUACAACGUACAAACUAUCGAGAGAUACAGUCAUGAGUCAUCUACUAUCGGCUUGUGCAGCUGAAGUUGUAGCUGGUGCUCUCUUUACACCGAUGGAAGUGAUGAAAAACCGAUUACAAACACAGCAAAAAGAUAGUACGAUCACACUUGCUAAAACAAUUGCCAAAACAGAAGGCUUUCGAGGAUUUUUUAGAGGCUAUUGGAUGGGAAUGGCGGUGUUUGUGCCUCAUUCGAUGAUAUAUUUUGUAACAUAUGAGUCAAUGAAACAAUGGAUGAACCAGAGCCAUUUUCAGACAUAUAUGCUUUGUUCAACUGUUGCAGGCGUAACGAGUAUUGCUGUAUCUACGCCACUGGAUACAAUUAAAACAAGAUGGCAAGUGUCGGCUGCAGAUCAAGGACAGCACUUUAGACAAGGACCUAUUGCGAUUGCAAAAAAUAUGAUCAAGCAAGAAGGACGCGUGGCACUCACCAGAGGACUAUUGGCACGCAUUGCUUGCGGUAUACCCUCAACGACGAUCAGUAUGACCAUUUUUGAAGUACUUAAAGAU
This is a messenger RNA of Rhizopus microsporus ATCC 52813, 777 nucleotides long. Its product is annotated as mitochondrial carrier. The record is from RefSeq and is a predicted model, not a curated record. Lineage: Eukaryota; Fungi; Mucoromycota; Mucoromycetes; Mucorales; Rhizopodaceae. The transcript has 2 exons. The annotation marks the transcript as partial.